AGGCACCCUUCCUGUCACCAAACUGACAGCUAUCGGGCGCGCAUCUCACACCAACACCGAUUUUGUACAUCCGAGCGGCAGUAGCGUCAACCCCUUGCUGCGACUGGCGGAACUGCAUCACGUGGAUCGGUACCCAACUGGGAAACCGUGGCUGAGGCUGGGGCCUAAUCUAGCCGUCCGCCUGACCUUAUCUGGAGGCAUCAAGUUAUCAUCGACCCCCGCUUUCUGUGGACGCGCAUCUGAAAGAAACUCUCUUCGAGUGCCACAAGUGAGACGCCGCUAUCGACGCCAUCAUGUCUGCUCCGCCCCCGGGCAAUUCGGCCCAGCCGAGGCGCUCUGCCCUGAAGGCCGACGGGGAGAGUCCCCGGACCCCUCCGCUCGGCGCCUCCAUGAAAGGUUUGUCUUACUACUGCCUGUCCCUGUCUCUCCCUUCCCGCACCUGUUUCCCCAUAGCUCGCCUGCCUACUCUGCGGCCAUGAUUGUCUUGCCUGCCGAGGUCUGUUCCCGUCC
Molecule: messenger RNA, 510 nt
Organism: Thermothielavioides terrestris NRRL 8126
Lineage: Eukaryota; Fungi; Ascomycota; Sordariomycetes; Sordariales; Chaetomiaceae
Exons: 1
Coding region: 294-479 (61 amino acids)
Source: RefSeq, a predicted model, not a curated record